Messenger RNA from Fusarium venenatum, 1731 nucleotides. Lineage: Eukaryota; Fungi; Ascomycota; Sordariomycetes; Hypocreales; Nectriaceae. The record is from RefSeq and is a predicted model, not a curated record.
AUGGAAAGAUAUCUCGGCAGCGGCCCAAGCCGAACUUCUGCGGGCGAUACCCGAUCAAUGGAGAAUCGACCCCAAUACUCCGGCCAAUCUAAUAUUUCUCGCAUUCCUCUCACCUGCGGAGUCUUAAGUAAACGACAGAUCGCUAUAACGGAGCUCACUGUAUCAGAACUCCAACAUCGUAUCAGGUCUCGCACGUUGAAGGCGACCGAAAUCUUGGAGGCAUUUGCUGCCAGGGCUGCCAUCGCUCAUCAACUAGUCAAUUGUCUUACUGAUUGGUUCUAUGAAGAAGGCCUCCAUUGCGCUAAAGAACUCGACGGAAAGCUUGAAAGCGGUGGUGAACCUAUUGGACCUCUACAUGGUAUUCCUGUUGCUCUCAAGGAUACGUACGGUCUUAAAGGUCAUGUUACGACACGAGGCUACAUCAUCGGUAAGGGUGUAGUAUAUGAUCACACUUCCGACAUCGUCGAAACCCUGAGAUCGGCGGGUGCCGUCUUCUUCUGCAGAACUACCAUGCCCCAGACGGGAUUCAUCCUAGAGACCACAAGCAACCUAUGGGGUCGAACAUUGAAUCCAUUCAAUAACCUCCUAGGUGCCGGCGGCAGCUCUGGAGGAGACGCUGCGCUGGUUGCGAUGAGAGGAGCUCCUAUUGCGCUUCCGUCGGAUAUCGGCGGCUCCAUCCGCGCGCCAGCCGCUUUCUGUGGUCUCUAUGCUAUUCGCCCGACAUCUCAGCGUAUCCCUAAAGGAAAUUGGGCCGGCACUAUGACGGGCCAGGUGACUGUCAGGGACUCUGCAGGACCUAUUUGUUACUCUAUCGACGACGUUCGGCUAUUCACCGAGAUAAUCGGCUCCCAUCAAGCUCAACAUCGAUAUGAUACAAAUUCAGUUCCUCUUCCAUGGAGAAAGGUUUCUUUGCCUCAGAAGCUUGCAGUUGGUAUUAUGAAGUGGGACGGAGUGGUGAUGCCACAACCUCCUGUGCUUAGAGCCAUUGAACAUACCAAGAAUGUCCUCUUGAGCGCCGGUUUUGAAGGUGUGCUCUCCAUGAAACUUAUGUCUGUUUCAAUGCGCUCAUAUAUAAUAGUGGUUGAUUUUAGCCCGCCUGUCGAUUGCUGGGAGCUAGCCAAGUGUUACUACGAUCUGAUCUUCCAAGACGGUGCCGCAGAUACAUUGGCAAAGGUAGCCAUAUCUGGAGAGCCCCUAGUCCCAGCCUUUGCCGACCUGUUGAAGGUAUUCCAUGCGAGGGCACUCGCAGCUACUGAAGUGUUGAAGCUCAACCUUCAGACAAGAGCCUACAAAACAAUCUUCGCUCAGGCCUGGGAUAGGACUAAGGACAUAACCUCAACCGGACGUCCCAUGGACGCACUCAUCUGUCCAUGUUCCCCCUCAGCUGGUAUCCCACAUGAUUUCAACGUAUGGUGGGGAUACACUAGCAUGUGGAAUCUUUUGGAUUAUCCCUCUACUGUUGUUCCUGUUGCCAACUUCAAGAUCAGUCCGGAGCGUGAUCCACCAAGCACAUCCUACAAGCCUUUGACGUCAAACCCGUAUGACAAGACGAACCACGAAAUGUACGACCCAAACCUUUUCGUCAACCAGCCAAGCACUAUUCAGGUUGUUGGAAGGCCGUUUGAUGACGAAGAACUUAUUGAAGUCAGCGUUACAAUUGACACAGAGCUUCGUGAACAUGUUGCUACCGGGCAGCAACUAACCAAGGCAAAUUCUCUAUCAAAACUGUAA